This is a messenger RNA of Macroventuria anomochaeta, 728 nucleotides long. RefSeq lists its product as uncharacterized. The transcript has a single exon. The record is from RefSeq and is a predicted model, not a curated record. NCBI's taxonomy places the organism in Eukaryota, Fungi, Ascomycota, Dothideomycetes, Pleosporales, Didymellaceae. The coding region runs from base 92 to 550 and encodes 152 amino acids.
CAUCUGUCUCCUUUCAAAUUCUUCAAUCGCUUCGGUGGUAGUGCGUAUGAUCGACAUUGUCUGUAAGGGCUAGUGUUGUCCUCAGCUCCGGAUGUUAACGCCUGACAAAUGGGCGAAGAUUGAUAUCGACACGUUCCGUGCAACAUCCCAAGAUGGUGAGAGGGUAUCACUUGGAGUUCCACGUUGGGCAGCCAGUCAGCACCAAUGCAAGGUCACCAGCACGCGAUGGUACUCCAUUGCACCCUCUUCAACGCCCAGCGUUCGUUGUGGCACCGAGAAAGGACUCACCCAACGCUCCUACCGGCCUCUCCGGUGUCACAAACGUUGGCGCUGGUUUUUGUGGGAAACGUUCUUCCGCCAACACCAGUCUGUGCUCAAUUUGUCGCGCAUGUGCUCCAUCACGCGGGGCUCCCCUUCUAGAAGCGGUUCAUCGAGACGCGUGGGAAUCACGCUUAUUGUUCGCGGGUGUAAACAGCGCGUGCAAGAAACAAAGGUAAUAUACCAGCAGACGUGUUGCUUGGGACCAUGGCGGUUAGGGUACCUGCGUUAAACAACAGGAAGCUAGAGAGAUCCUGCGUCAUCUGCCCCGCGCUCCAACGGCCGAUAUCACCCCACUUAAACACCUGGAAUCGAUCAGCGCACCGCAUUCGCUACCGCAAAGCUCCUGCGGUCACAUGCGGUUCUGCCAUCCUGUUCCCUAGCACAUUAUUUCUCUGUCUCCAAGUGAC